ACAGGAGGUCCCAGCACAAAGAGAGAGCUGGCAGGACUGGAAAGAGAGAAGCCCUCAGCUUUGCUUUGAAAAUGAGAGCAAUGUUUACAGCCAUUAGCCAUCAAUAAGGAUCAGCCGGCCAGAUCCAGGAGCACCCCGGCAGGAGCCCCACUUACGUCCCACUCUGAGUCCAAAUGUUCUCCAACUGGAAAAGAUCAAUGUUCCUGUCUUUUCAUGAGGACCCUGUGCCCACCACAGCCUCUUUCGGCACGGAAAUGCUCAACCUCACGUCGCAAGUCCUCAUGCCCACGCUCAAUGGGACCGUGCCCAGCACCUGCAUCUACUCCGAUGAGUGGAACUGGCUCAACACCAUCCAGGCCCCGUUCCUCUGGGUCCUGUUCGUGCUGGCGGCCCUGGAGAACAUCUUCGUCCUCAGCAUCUUCUGCCUGCACAAGAGCAGCUGCACGGUGGCCGAGAUCUACCUGGGCAACCUGGCCGUGGCAGACCUCAUCCUGGCCUGCGGGCUGCCCUUCUGGGCCGUCACCAUCGCCAACAACUUCGACUGGCUUUUCGGGGAGGUCCUCUGCCGCGUGGUGAACACCAUGGUCUACAUGAAUCUCUACAGCAGCAUCUCCUUCCUGAUGCUGGUGAGCAUUGACCGCUACCUGGCCCUGGUGAAGACCAUGUCCAUGGGCCGGAUGCGCGGGGUGCGCUGGGCCAAGCUCUACAGCCUGGUGAUCUGGGGCUGCACGCUGCUCCUGAGUUCGCCCAUGCUGGCCUUCCGGACCAUGAAGGAGUACAGGGACGAGGGCCACAACGUCACUGCCUGCGUUAUCAUCUACCCGUCCCGCACCUGGGAAGUGUUCACCAACACCCUGCUCAACUUCGUGGGCUUCCUGUUGCCCUUGACCAUCAUCAGCUUCUGCACGGUGCGGAUCAUGCGGGUGCUGCGCAACAAUGAGAUGCACAAGUUCAAGGAGAUCCAGACAGAGAGGAAGGCCACGGUGCUGGUCCUGGCCGUGCUGCUGCUCUUCAUCAUCUGCUGGCUGCCCUUCCAGAUCAGCACCGUCCUGGACACGCUGCUGCGUCUUGACAUCCUGUCCGGCUGCUGGGAUGAGUACGUGAUCGACGUCUUCACACAGAUCGCCUCCUACGUGGCCUACAGCAACAGCUGCCUCAACCCGCUGGUGUACGUGAUCGUGGGCAAGCGCUUCCGCAAGAAGUCCCAGGAGGUGUUCCAGGGACUGUGUCAGAAAGGGGGCUGCAUGCUGGAGCCCAACAAGAUGGAGAACUCCAUGGGCACGCUCCGGACCUCCAUCUCCGUGGAGCGCCAGAUCCACAAACUGCCAGAGUAGGUGGGGAACAGCCAGUGAGGGGAUGCCACCAGGACCCCUGUUCAUGUGUGCCAGGACGGAGGGACGGUGGCACUUCGGGACGUGCCCGGGAAGGAAUGGAGGGCAUGCCAUGUGUGUGACCUCAGGCAAUAAGUCGGUGACUCUGGGAAAACCCAGGAGCUUCAUGGCUGCCCUGCCCAAACUGCAGUGAGCCGGGCCGUGAGGAUGGGGUGACCUCACGCACAGCCAAGGCCUCCAUACACACGACAGUAUUAUUGUGCUCAUUGGCUGCCACCCCUGGGCCAGCCUGCAUCAUCCUGGGAGUGGAGGGCGCCUGGGGACAGGGACAGGAGUGACUGAGCUUCCCUUCCACAUGGCAUCCCGCCCUGCCUCAGCACGCCAGCUCUGGCCUCCAGGAGAAUGGCCACCCCAGCUCUGGUGCCGCAGCUGAGUGCACAGGUGGGACCUGGCUGGGGUUUCACCUUAGGUCUCUUAAAUAACCCAGCGGGGACUCUGGAGGAUGAUUUCUCAGAUUAAUGAAGGUUUAACUCCGAGGGAUCCCUGGUAAGAACCCAGAGACCAGGAUUCCAUCACUUCCCCUGCCCAUGGACAAGACAGUCUUUGCCAAAAAAGAGCUCGGUCAGCACUUAGCUAGCACCUGCUCUUCAUGAGCAGCACGGGCAAGAGGGAAGCAAAAGAGAGUAUCACCUCUUUCUUGAAGGGACUUGCAAACUCGAACGGGGUGAUUACUUGCAAUCACCAGAAGGCUGUUCUGCGACCCAACGUGGUCAAGCAAGGCACUGGGGACGGUGCAGAGGAGAGGGGUGAGGAGCCUGCCGCUGCCAGCCCGUAACUCGUGGCACAUCGUUUUGUCCCUGCCCGUGUCGUCCUCUGGAACACCAGGGUGUGGUGAAGAUUGAAAGAGGCAACAGGCAUAGAAGUACUUUGAAGGAAGGAAAGGUGCUAUAUACAUGUGUGGCGUUAUUACGCACCCAGAACGGAAGUAAAUUUAUUGUAAAGACGUAGCUUUGUUGCUAAGGGUCGUGUCAAGUACCAGUCAGUAUCUGCCACACUGUAACGGCUCAGUAAUGUUCACUGCCUUCCACCUUUCCUUCCCGUACUCUGUCCCCCCCCGCCACAUACAUAUGCAAGCAUUUGGGGGCAGGCCACCUGUUCGUUGUUUGAUUUGUGAUAAGCCCAAGAGAUCUUCGAUGGAACUUGUUCAGGGAAUCCACGUGCUCGGACCCUCCCUGGGGGUGGACAGUAAUCGGGAGGAGUCCAGGCCUGCCUACCGUCCCUGUCUCAGCAACCAAGGGCACCAACCAGUGGUUUAUUGGAAGGUGGCCCAGUGGGGGCCACUCGAGGGCGGCCGACCAAUGAUUUGGCAAAAAGGUCAUCGACCCCACAGCACUGGUCCUGGUACCAAGCUCCCCUAGAGGGCUGAGCGGUUCAUGGGUGCCAGCAGCAGCCCUGGGUCAGGAGGGCUGGCUAGGUCCGGGCAGGUGUGACCGUGAGGAAGCCCUGGGGAGGGACCCACACGAUGAGCAGCAAAACAGCUGGUCCUCUGCAGAAGAGAGAAGGGAGAACGCCCUCCCCCAGGAGGCCCGCAGCCAGCACUACAGAGGGCGGGGCGACGAGUGGGGUGGGGCGGUUCCCAGGUGUCAGGCAGCAGGAAGCGGGACCAGCAUCCUUGGCCAGAGCCUUAAGAAACAGCCCUGUCCCCAAGCCCCAGGUCCUCCAGGGAGGAUUCAUUUCUUUUUUCCCACAUGUUUCACAAUCUGUCUCCUGGGGUCAGCACCGUGCCCAGCCCCUUGGGGAGUAUGGAGAACGCACCACCCAGGCUCUGACAUCAAGUGGCAGAGGACCAAGGCAGGGAGGGCCAGCUCAGUAGCAGUGGGUCUCAGGAGCUUCCACGAUAGUAAGGUACGCGGCACCUGGGCAGCGCUCAUUUGCUCAAUAAAAUAAAUGGAUACUUCUCAGCAGGCUCUCUCUGGAGAAGAUGGAAACCCAAAGGAUGGGGCAAUUUGGGAUGGCAAACAGCCCAUAAAUCCUCAUCAAGCCGGCUCUAGAUUUUAAGACAAAAAGGAUCAGAAAAGACCCCCAGCUUUUGUUCCCCUGCCACACACACCUCUCCCAGUGAACUUACGCACUCGCAGCUGCAGAAAGCAAACAAUUGAAUAAGAGGUAGCAAUGGUUUCGUAUUUGAAUGAAAUUACACAGGUGCACAUAUUGUGGAAUAAAAAGGAGGCUGUGUUUUGCCACUGUGGAGUCCUCAUGCAUCAGCUGCCGUGUGAUGGUCUAAAGGUCUUCUUUGAGCAGAGCCACAUCACAGCUCUGGAACCCUAAUGGUCCCUUGGGGGUCCUCUUGUGGUCUGAGGAGCAAUCAGUCUGUGAGAUGGCAGCCGCCCUGUGGGUUGUGUUGACACCGCGAUAGAGAACAUCUGUCCUGUGAAAGACCCAAAGAGCUGUUACAUUGUAAAGAGGGAGCAUUUCACAAAUAAUGAGAAAUGGAUGAAACGUGUAAACAUGCGUCUUUUCCAUACAGCUUAAUAAAUGGAUGAGGCGUUUUUUGCAGAGAUCUUUCAUGUGUUAUAACUCCGGACCCCCUGAGUGUUGUGAGGACACUGUGAUAGGCAGUCAGAAGCCUUGGAGGGGUGGGGGACAAGUCAUUAUUUCCACUCAACCUAUUUUAGGGCUUCUGGCCCGCAGAACAGUGGUGUCCGAGCUUCUGUGAUUGUGUAACUCUCUAAGUAAAGGAAUUUUGAUUAUAUAUACCCAAUAUGCAAACUUACUAAUAUGUAUUAAAAUGUAGGCUCUAAAAUAUACUGAAAUAGAAAUGUAAGAAAAUUUAACAGGAUUUGCUACUUUCCCCUGCCUCCAUCCCUACAGUGGUAACUCACCACCCAGCUCCCAUCAGGUGCCAGUGGGACCCCAAGAGGACCUCGUAUCGUAGCGAUGGCAGAGACUCAAUCACUCAUGCAUGCAAUAUAUUUAUUGAGUCCCUUCCAUUUGACCUCCCCUUCAAAUCAGGAGUGACUUCUACGAUGUCUAGAUUAAAUAGUUGUCUAGCCACUGCUUGCAUGAUCCCAGUGAUGGGGAACUCAUUACCCACUUCAUUUGGGGGGGCCUCUUCAUUAUUCGUGUAUUCACUGCUUCCCUCAUUCAUUAAAGAGAACUUGUGUCCUGUGUCUACAGAAAUGGUACUAGUCCGUCUACACCUCCAACCACCCACGCCAGAAACGUGGGGUUCGUCGGUAAAUGCACCCUCUCCUUCGUUCCUUCCGCCCCGUGGAUCAGCACUUC
Messenger RNA from Ailuropoda melanoleuca (giant panda), 4616 nucleotides. RefSeq names its product bradykinin receptor B2 (gene BDKRB2). Gene Ontology annotation, cellular component: external side of plasma membrane; membrane. Lineage: Eukaryota; Metazoa; Chordata; Mammalia; Carnivora; Ursidae. Gene Ontology annotation, biological process: immune response; G protein-coupled receptor signaling pathway; calcium-mediated signaling. The record is from RefSeq and is a predicted model, not a curated record. Gene Ontology annotation, molecular function: C-C chemokine binding; C-C chemokine receptor activity; bradykinin receptor activity. The coding region runs from base 174 to 1334 and encodes 386 amino acids. The transcript is spliced from 4 exons.